Molecule: messenger RNA, 1641 nt
Organism: Recurvomyces mirabilis
Lineage: Eukaryota; Fungi; Ascomycota; Dothideomycetes; Mycosphaerellales; Teratosphaeriaceae
Exons: 2
Coding region: 1-1641 (546 amino acids)
Source: RefSeq, a predicted model, not a curated record
AUGCAGUACUCAGCAUUGCUCCUUAGCGCGGCCUCCGUGGCGUCUGCAUGGCCUGCUCAGAAACCAUCGACGACUGUCUCGAUACCGAACAAUGCUCCAGCCGGCGCAGGGGUACCUUUGGAGAACUUCGUCUCCUUCUCUAUCGAGUUCUCAUACUUCCCGGACUAUGCUGGCAACACCUCCAACCCCAACACCUUCUCGAGUAAUCUACUCGAGAACAUCAAGACAUACAGUGGCUCCAAACCAUAUAUUCGUGUUGGUGGCAGCUCGCAGGACAACGCCCUCUUCGUCCCAACGCAGACUGAAGGUGCCAUCCUCACCUUCGCGUCUGCAACAGCAGACCAGCCUUCGAACCUCACCUACGGCCCGAACUUCUUUCAGUCCUACCACACUUGGCCACAGACAACAUUCGUUCAUGGGCUCAACCUGAAGUACAACACGACCGCCGCACACCAGGCAUUACUGGACUCCAUCCCCUACGCUUGUGCUUCGCUGAGGGGUCAGCUGCUCGCCUGGGAACUUGGUAACGAGGCUGAUCUAUACGCUGCCUUCCUUGGUUCUGCCGAGUCUCGACCUGCUUCGUGCAAUGAAGCUGCUUAUGUGUCGGAAUGGCUCAACCUCACUCGAAGCAUACGCAGUGCUUUGCAAACCAGCUGUCCAGAUAUGGCGAAGAAUGGCUCGUUCGAGUGGUAUGCACCCUCGUUCGCCGCAUCCCAAGGCCUUAGCGAGCUUGACCAGGUCAAGACGUGGAACGCUGGUCUUGACGCUGAUCAGGACCUGAAAGUGUUCGCCUCUCACCACUAUCAAGGAGUAGCCACCAACCCUGGUAUCAGUCUCCAAGGUACGCUGAUGAACCACACAGCCACCAUCGCCUCUGUCAACUACUUGGCCAACCAAUCAAACUCGCUGCAUGCUCAACCAUCUUAUCCUUCGGACCUCCCGUUCAUCCUCGGUGAAGGCAACUCUCUCGCGCGCCAAGGCGCUCCCGGCCUGUCCAACUCCUUCGGCGCAGCUCUCUGGGGCGUAGAUGCGAACUUGCUCAUGGCCUCCAAGAACAUCCGCCGCUUCCAUAUGCACCAAGGCACCAACUAUCGCUACCAAGCCUGGCAGCCCAUCAACACUGCACGCGUUACCAAAGGCACAAAGGCACCGUACUACGGCAACGUGGCCGUGGCCGCCUUCCUCGGUGAUCUUACGAACGCAGCCAAAUGCCCACAAGUCGUCAAUCUCCCGCUCUCGAGCGACUUACAAGCUGCCUAUGCCAGCUACAUCAACGGCCAAUUGUCCAAGAUCAUGCUCAUCAACUUGCAAGACUUUAAUGCCACGGCGGGUAACAACUACACCUCCACUAGCCCGAGAGGUUCAAACACCUACAGCCUUCAGGUCCCGUCCUCAUGCAAUGGCAAGACGGCUUCCGUUCAACGUCUGGUCGCCAAUGGCAGCGACGCAGUGACGGGUGUCACCUUCGACGGAUACAGCUAUAAUUACGAGCUGGACAACGGCAAGCCCGUACUCUUGAGGAACGUGACACGUGGUGAGACUCUGCGUGCUGGGUGGGGAGGUAUGAGCAUCACCGUCCCCGAUAGCAGUGCCGCACUCAUCAACUUCGACGGCAAAUCUGGAGGAUGGGCCGGAUGGUAA